AUGAUUCUCUUUUAUUCUUUUUUUCAUGUUUUUCUUUUCUAUAAACUCCUAACAGUCUCUUUUCUUUUUUUUUCGACAGUUUUCUUAUUUCUAUCCUAUAUUUAUUCCCUUUCUUUAUAUAUAUUUCGAUAUAGUUUUUCGUCUUUCUUUUUUUCCUUCUUUUUCCUCGUUGCUUCCUUUGUACUUUCUUCUCCUCAUUUGUUCAUUUUCUUUCUUUCUUUCUUUCUUUCUUUCUUUCUUUCUUUUCUUUCUUUCUUUUCUAAUUAUGCUUCUUUUCUAUACUUUCCUCUCACCUUGAUCUGCUGUUUUCUCUUUCUUUUUCAGCAAGCUGUAUGUGAAACGUCACUUCCUUUUUUCCAUUCUAUCUAUCUAUCUAUCUAUCUAUCUAUCUAUCUAUCUAUCUAUCUAUCUAUGUCGCUGUCCAUAACUGCUUUAAUAUCUAUCUAUCUAUCUAUCUAUCUAUCUAUCUAUCUAUCUAUCUAUCUAUCUAUGUGUUUAUCUUUGUCUAUUAAAUUCAGUUUAUCACUAUUUCAUUCUGUUCAAAUCUAUCUAUCUAUCUAUCUAUCUAUCUAUCUAUCUAUCUAUCUAUCUAUGUGUUUAUCUUUGUCUAUUAAAUUCAGUUUAUCACUAUUUCAUUCUGUUCAAAUCUAUCUAUCUAUCUAUCUAUGUUUUAUCACUAUUUCAUUCUGUUCAAAUCUAUCUAUCUAUCUAUCUAUCUAUCUAUCUAUCUAUCUAUCUAUCUAUCUAUCUAUGUGUUCAUCUUUGUCUAUUAAAUUCAGUUUAUCACUAUUUCAUUCUGUUCAAAUCUAUCUAUCUAUCUAUCUAUCUAUCUAUCUAUCUAUCUAUCUAUCUAUCUAUCUAUCUAUCUAUCUAUGUGUUCAUCUUUGUCUAUUAAAUUCAGUUUAUCACUAUUUCAUUCUGUUCAAAUCUAUCUAUCUAUCUAUCUAUCUAUCUAUCUAUCUCAUCUAUCUAUCUAUCUAUCUAUCUGUUAAUCGAUCUUAA
Acanthosepion pharaonis is the source of this 1002-nucleotide messenger RNA. NCBI's taxonomy places the organism in Eukaryota, Metazoa, Mollusca, Cephalopoda, Sepiida, Sepiidae. The record is from the annotation of a GenBank genome assembly.